AAUGGAAUCGCUGCCAACGAUUCAAACCCACGAACAACGUUCGUGGGUUUGAAUGCGCGGCCGCGUCAGGCUGAGGGAACGCGAAGUGACGGCGAGAGGGUUUAUCCUUUCCCGCCCUUUUAUUGUUCGUCACAAUUCAUAUUAAUUAUUCGAGGUUGUAUUCUGUCGAACUUAUUUUGGCAUCGUACGUCGCCGGCCGUGCUAAUCGGGUGUGCGGGUAAAGUUUCAACGCCUGCGUGCGGAGUGUGUGCGCGCGCGUGCGAGGUGUGACGGGCGAUGUCUCAGAAACGGAAGACGAGCAGCGACCGUCGAGAUGCGGCCAGAAAGGUCCGCCGUGUGCUGGAGGAAGACGAAGAAGACGACGAAGAGCGGGUGGUCAGCCACGGAAAGUCAGCCGAGCCACGUGGACCCUCCCACAAUGAGACGCAGGUGAAGCCAGACUGCGGUGUCAUUGAAGCAUUAACGCUUAAGAACUUCAUGUGCCAUUCAUUGCUUGGUCCAUUCAAAUUUGGACCCAAUUUAAAUUUUGUCACCGGUAAUAAUGGCAGUGGUAAGAGUGCUGUACUCACAGCACUUAUCGUGGGGCUGGGAGGCAAAGCGCUCCUCACAAGCAGAGGUUCCUCCGUUAAAACCUUCAUAAAGCACGGACAGAGUUCUGCAGACAUCUCCAUAACACUGCGGAAUGUUGGGGACGACCCGUAUAAGCAUGACCAGUAUGGAGACUCCAUCAUCAUUGACAAUCACAUAAGUUGUGACGGACAGCGGUACAAACUGAAGAGCAAAUCUGGAAGAAUUGUGAGCACAAAAAAAGAAGAACUUACCACUAUUUUGGAUCAUUUCAAUAUUCAGGUGGAUAAUCCUGUUUCCAUACUCAACCAAGAAAUGAGCAAGCAAUUUCUUCAUUCAAAGGAUGAACAUGAUAAGUACAAGUUUUUUAUGAAGGCCACUCAUUUGGAGCAGAUGCAAAAUGACUAUCAGCAGAUCAUGGAAACGAAGAAAAUCACCGAAGAAAAACUGUGUCGGCAGGAAGGCAGCUUACGUGACCUAUCAAAGGUGGUCAGGGAGAAGCAGAAGAAAUUUCAGAGAAUUGCCAACAUGCAGGAUCUCGAGCGUUACAUCAUGGAACUACAGAAUCAACUUGCCUGGGCUGAGGUUCGGGACAAAGAGGUUACCCUGAAGACUCUGCAGGAUCAGCUGAGGAUGGAGGAGAAUCGAACCGUAAAAUUUGACCAGAAUGUGGAAGAACACCAGAAAAAGCUUCAAGCAGCCGAGUUGAAGUACAAAAGCUUUGAAGAUCAGCUAAAUCAGCUGAAAAACGAUCUUGAACUGUUCAUGGAGCAGAAUGUGGAAGGCAAACGCAACCUGGAUGCAAAGAAGAGCGCUGUGAAAACACAGAAGGCAUUGGUGGACUCUUUACAGAACCAGCUAAGGGUUAUUGAAAAGGAUUGUGACAAACUGGCCAAGCACAUCGAUGAGCUCAAAAACAGUACGGAGCAGCAGUUGACGGAAGCGGAGCGAGCGGAAAGGGCCCGGAGAGUGCUAUCACUCAAGGAGGAGCUGACAGACUUAAAGGCCCAGGAUGACACGCUGAUCCAGCAAAUCGAGCACUUUAAGCAGGCCAUCAACAAGCAGAAGGAGGACUCCUACAAGCUCCGACGAGAGUACCAGGACCAAAAGCGUAGCGUUGACGCUGCAGAAAAGCGGCUGCAGCAGCUGGCCGCCAGUCGCACAGAGAACCUCAGUCGCUUCAACACGAAGUUCCCAGAGUUGCUACAAAAGAUCGAGAAUGCAUAUCAGGCUGGGAAGUUCCAUCAAAAACCCAUUGGCCCCAUCGGUGCGUUUAUUAAGGCUCGAGACCCGGAGCUGGCACUGGCCUUGGAGAGCUGCCUCAAGGGGUUACUGUUGGCCUUCUGCUGCGGUCACUCAUCUGACGUGGUCAUUUUGGAGAAGCUCAUGCAAGGCCUCUUCCAGGGUUGGCGACCACAAAUCAUCUGCGUGAAAUUCCAAAACCAGCUACAUGACACCAGAGCCAGGGCUGUGAGGCAUCCCAUAUACUCUUCUGUGUUGGAGAGCCUGGAAAUAGAGAAACCAUUCGUGGCAAACAUCUUGAUAGACCAUCGUGGAAUCGAGUCCAUUCUACUCAUAAAGGAAAACGCCACCGCCCGCCAAGUGAUGCAAAGUGAUGUGCCACCCAAGAAUUGCAGGGAAGCCUUCACCAAGAACGGUGACCAGGUGUUCGCCGACCGAUACUACUCGUGUGCUUUUUUUAAUCCAAAAUACCUCCACGAAGACAUUGAAAAGGAGGUCAGGCAGCUUCAGACUGAGAAAGCGAACAGACAAGUGCAGCUCCAAAAAGCAUCAGAGAGUAUAAAGUUCAACCAGGAAGAGAACUGCAAAAAUGAGACGCAGCUGACCAAUAAAGUUCAACAACAAAUGAUAAUUCAGGGAAAUAUAAAUAAACUCAGUGUGCAGAUCGUGCAAAUAGAAAACAUGGAAGAGCCUCCUCCCUUGGAUAUCAGUGUCUUGGAGGAGGAGAUGCGGGAGUAUUCUGAGCGCAAGGAGAGCGUGGACGCAUCGCUGAAAGAGGCUUUGGUUCGGAACCAGGAGGCCACCUCCGAGCUGCAGGUCGCGAACAGUGCCUACAAAGACAUCAGAGACAAAAUGGAUGCAAUGAGGGAAAAGGCUGGACCCAUAAAGCAUAAUUUGACUCCAGCCAGCAAUGACGUUGAAGAACACAGUCACAACCUAAGUCACUAUGAGGCCAAACGCAGGGAGCACCUGAGGAAGAUUGCAGAAAAGAAGACAGAGCUGGACAAAGUUGAGCAUACCAUCACUGAGGCCGUGGAGAUGGCACAGAGGAUUUGCCCGCAACGUGUGGAAGUGACGAAAACCACAAAAGCCAUCAUCCUGGAGUUGAAGACCAAGCAGGACAGGGUUAAUCAGGAGCUGGAUGUGAUUGAAGACACUGAGGCCGUCACUCGAGAGUACCACGAUGCUGUUAAAAAAUAUGAAAAUUCCAAAAAGCAGUUAAAGACAAUUAGGUAUUUUGUUAAUGUCUUAGAUAAAAUUAUGGAUGAGAGACAACAUAACUACAGUCAGUUCAUGAGAUAUAUUUCGUGCCGGUGUAAGUACAACUUUGACAUGAUGCUCGCCAAGUUGAUGUACCAGGGGAAGAUAACGUUCGACCAUGGGAAAAAGACGUUGCAAAUCGCGGUGCAAACGUCGCGAGGCGACGGAGACAAAGCUACAGGCGACGUGCGCUUGCUGUCCGGCGGAGAGAGGUCCUUCUCUACCGUGUGCUUCCUCCUCUCGCUCUGGAAUGCCAUGGAGUCACCCUUUCGCUGCCUCGACGAGUUCGACGUGUUUAUGGACAUGGUGAACAGGCGCGUAUCCAUGGACAUGAUGCUGAAACUCGCCAAAACCCAGCAGUACCGCCAGUUCAUCUUCCUCACCCCGCAGAACAUGAACAGCCUACCAGUGAACCGGCUGGUAAAGAUCCUCAAGCUGGACGACCCCAUGCGGGGCCAGACAACCCUGCCAUUCAGAGCUGUGCAUCAGGCGAGUGACGAAGAGAGCACAGAUGACGAGAGCUGAAUGUAGCACGUGCCAGCGUCACACACUGGGCUGCCUGGUGACGGUGACUAAAGUGAUGAUGCUCAUGCAUAGCCAUCGCCAGCAGAAAAUCCACAUCAAAAUGUGUUGUGCACACAACUGACUGUAUGGGACAUCCGUGUGCAAGACUUCCUUAAGCCACUUGUCAUUUUGGAGCUUGUGUUACUUUUCUAUAACUUUGCGAUCCUGUGCAAAAUAGAUUUAAGAUAAUCAGACUUCACUUUGUGCUAUUGUUUUUGUGUAGAAGACCCUGCACUAGGCCAUUUCAUUGCCUCUUAUUUUUCCAGUUUAAGAAUGUUCUCUUUCUUGCCAGGAAAGUGUUACCACGGCAAAGCAAUUUUUUUUAUGAAAAUGGCAAAAAAGAUGUACCACGUGUUUGCCACUUUAGUGGUGACGAUGCAUAGUUACCUGGAGCUUCAAAUGGUUGUAAAGUGCAUCUCAGGUGGCGACUGGCCACAAAUGUUAAUCAAUUAAAAUUGCAGUCCCUGGAUUAAACGCAUUUAGCAAACUGAGAUGGUAGGCGCAGUAAAGUUGUGAGUGUACAGACACGUGUAAUGGACAGGCUUGACAGGCCCUUGGGAAUGUAUGUCUCGGCAAAAAGUAUGUAUGAAACAAAAAAAUACUUUUGAUUGACAUUUUUUUCGAUAUUUUCAGUGCUUUCUGAAAGCAGAAUUAUUAAAUGUAUAUAUGUGCUAAAGAAGGACUAGCUUAAACAUUUUUAAAUACGAAUUGGUUUGUAAACUAUUUUUAUAAUAAGAAAUGUAUAUCUAACCGCUUUGCUACAUUUUUACUCCAUUUUUUAUUUGCACAAUGUACAAAGCAAAAUAUUUCCUGGUGGUAGCGAUGUCACCCUCGUGUCGGUGUUUAGCCGGGUUCAUUUGUGCUUGUGAGGUCACACCCCCCCACCCACCCUUCACCUCUACAGCAAUGGUUAUACAUUACUAAAUCCUAAAAAUGUCAAUUGUAAAAAUAACAAAAAUUCUAAUCCAUUCAGCAGGUUUAUUACCUGCGAUUAUGUUAUGGUCCACCGGAGUUUUCUGCCAGCUAUGAUCCAGCAUUUCCCCCAUUUGACGGACUUGAUUGGAGGGACAUAAAAAUACCAAAUUGCACUCAAAGCUUGCAACUUAGUUUGCAAAGCAAUGCAGAUUAAUUAAGCACACCACAUUGUCUGCACCUAUAAACAAAGUCCCAUUAGCCUGUUGGCUUUCCAGACCAAUAUCCAAAACAGUACUGUAUUGCUAUGUUAUUUGCGCACAAUCGUCUGCUUGUUUUUGUGUUUACCCACAAUUCUGCACAACGCACGAGUUUGCCGUGUCCUGCUUUUAUUGUACUGUAUGGCAACUACAGUUCGUGCAUCCACAAUCGGCUUGUGUUGUGGUCUUUAUCUUCCUUUUUAAUGAUUAAACUUGUUUACACUAAAUAACAUUGCAAGCUGUAAAGAGAGAUAAUUUGGUUUGCACGAUUAGCAUAGUUAAUAUACUGGGGCAGCCCACCCUUUAGUUGCCUCGGUAUGAACACUACCCUGUAUAAUGCAAUUCAGAAGUUUAAAAACGAAACUGCCUGUGUGAACUCUGAUGUUUUCCACUCAAGUAUUGUUUGUUCUCCAAUCAACUCGGUCUGAUAGUUUAUUUCGAGCCGAUCAAAAAACGUUUAUUAAAUGUGUAAGUGUAUUUCACACUGACCGACGAUGCAAAAUACAAGCAUUCCUGAAACUGUAAA
This is a messenger RNA of Petromyzon marinus (sea lamprey), 5331 nucleotides long. RefSeq names its product structural maintenance of chromosomes 6 (gene SMC6). The record is from RefSeq and is a predicted model, not a curated record. Lineage: Eukaryota; Metazoa; Chordata; Hyperoartia; Petromyzontiformes; Petromyzontidae. Gene Ontology annotation, cellular component: nucleus; Smc5-Smc6 complex; site of double-strand break. Gene Ontology annotation, biological process: double-strand break repair via homologous recombination. Gene Ontology annotation, molecular function: single-stranded DNA binding; damaged DNA binding.